Molecule: messenger RNA, 1414 nt
Organism: Acanthochromis polyacanthus (spiny chromis)
Lineage: Eukaryota; Metazoa; Chordata; Actinopteri; Pomacentridae
Gene: zc4h2
Product: zinc finger, C4H2 domain containing
Exons: 5
Coding region: 128-802 (224 amino acids)
Biological process (GO): positive regulation of neuron differentiation
Cellular component (GO): nucleus
Source: RefSeq, a predicted model, not a curated record
UCCACAGUGCGGACGCGUGCUCGUGUGCGCGUUCACGCCGGCUAUUGUGUUUUUAUCAACAAGGAGAGCACUGUGGCCUUGCGGGUAACCCGACUGGCCAGCUGAACGACAAGGAAACUGCUGAACCAUGGCGGACGAACAAGAAAUAAUGUGUAAACUGGAGAAUAUCCUGGAAAUACGGAACAAGACCAUCCAGAUGCAGAAAAUCAAGUCUCGUCUGAAGAUUGAGUUUGAGGCUCUGGAGUCUGAGGAGAAACAUCUCAAAGAGUACAAACAAGAGAUGGAUCUCCUUCUACAGGAGAAAAUGGCACAUGUGGAGGAGCUGCGUCUCAUCCAUGCAGAUAUCAACGUGAUGGAGAGCACCAUCAAGCAGUCAGAGAAUGACCUAAAUAAACUGCUAGAGACAACUCGCCGCCUGCAUGAUGAGUAUAAACCACUGAAGGAGCAUGUCGAUGCCCUGAGGAUGACUUUAGGUCUACACAGACUCCCUAACUUGAACGAGGAAGAGGAGAAGCUCUCCCUGGAUUACUUUGAGAAGCAGAAAGCGGAGUGGCAGAAGGAGCCGCAUGAGCCCGCCAUCCCAGAAUCCCUCGCUGCCGCCGCGGCAGCAGCACAGCAGCUCCAGGUGUCCAGGAAGCAAGAUGCCCGCCAGACGGCCACCUUCAGACAGCAGCCACCACCUAUGAAGGCUUGCUUGUCCUGCCACCAGCAGAUUCAUCGUAAUGCUCCCAUCUGUCCAUUAUGCAAGGCCAAGAGCCGCUCCCGCAACCCAAAGAAGCCCAAGAGGAAGCCAGAUGAGUAGAUCCUACUCGCACCUUCAGCAGCGUUUAACGGCAACUGGUCCUAUAGGCUGAUCCAGGAUCAGCCGUGUACAUUUCUCUAUGUGACUGAAAUAACAGGUCCAUGCUUUCAGGACAUUUUCCACCCAGUCCCCACUUUAACAAAUUGUCUUAGUAAUUUGUUCAUAACCUGUCAACAGCUGACUGAGGAUCUGAUCAAGUCAUUUUGUUGUUUGUGUUUCUCAGUGCUUUGGAUGUGUUUAUAUGUAACUGUAUGACUUCCAUAGUAGUUUACUAGCCCCUCAACAUUGUAACUGCAAUAAUGCAAAAAGGAACUUGUUGCCCCCAUUGCUAUUGUUUAUUGCCUUAGAUAUUUUACUGUACUUUUUUUUUUUUUUUUUUUGCAGAGCAUGCCUUCUGCCACGGCUGUCUGUUGUGUAUUUUUUGUGCCAAUAUAAAAUCGAAAUGGGUUCAAGUGCGAAGUUAAAUACAACAAAAUGUUGUUUUAAUGUUUACAGUAUUCAAGUGACCACUAAAACUGGAGAAAAAAAAAGCCAGACACAUUUUGCUUUGAAUAGUGUUGAGUGUUUAACUUUAAUACGGUGAUAAGAAAAUAAAUUGCUGUUUUGUACUAA